This is a messenger RNA of Petromyzon marinus (sea lamprey), 2480 nucleotides long. It is a transcript of the gene GSTT2B, whose product is annotated as glutathione S-transferase theta 2B. Gene Ontology annotation, cellular component: cytoplasm. Gene Ontology annotation, molecular function: glutathione transferase activity. Gene Ontology annotation, biological process: glutathione metabolic process. The record is from RefSeq and is a predicted model, not a curated record. NCBI's taxonomy places the organism in Eukaryota, Metazoa, Chordata, Hyperoartia, Petromyzontiformes, Petromyzontidae.
CGCACGCACAUCCGACCCCCCCCAAACCCCACCCCAAUGGGCCCUCUACAUCCCCGGCGUGAUUGGAUGACCGGGGUCGAGCAGCCCGCGUCUAUAAAGCUGCUUGCGAACGCUGCGGUGGCCAAACCUUGACUUACAAACAUCAUCUCUCAUCUCUCUCAUCUCUCUCGUCGGCCUCGACCAACUUUUGGCAUUGUUGUGUUCGGGGUGGGGGGGGUUAGUUUUGUUUUCUUCACAACUCGCCGUGUCACUUAACUCGCGCUCGCUGGAUCCCUGCUGAUGCUGAUCCUCCUGCGGAUUCUCAAAGUCGUAGCUCGCCGUUCCGUUUUGUUGGCCCGGCGACUGCUAAAGUCUGACUUAACGAACAAAAACAACAACAAAACCCUCUCAAUACUAACCUCACCGCAACGCAGUUAAUUGAUCGCCAUGGGUCUGGAGGUGUACGUGGACCUGAUGUCGCAGCCGUGCAGAGCUCUCGUGAUCUUCCUCAAGAAGAACAACAUCCCCUUCGUCCAGAAGACUGUGGAGCUCGCCAAAGGUCAGAAUUACUCCGAGGAGUUCCUCGCCGUGAACUCGUUGGCCAAGGUGCCAGCGAUCCUGGACGAUGGCUUCGCACUUGCAGAGUGCGUGGCCAUCCUGCGUUACCUGCUGGCGCGCUACUCCUCGCUCGUGCCCGACCACUGGUACCCGGCGGACGUCCAGCAGCGGGCACGCGUGGACGAGUACCUGUCAUGGCAGCACACGAGUGUGCGCCCGCACGCCGCCAAGGUCUUCUGGCUGGAGGUGCUGAUCCCGAUAUACACGAGGGAGCCGGUUGAGCCCGAGAAGGUCAAAGAGGCCCUGGAGGACCUGGAGAAUACACUCGUCGCCAUGCAGCGCAAGUUCCUGAAGGACCAGCCCUUCCUGUGCGGCCAGGAGAUCUCGGUGGCCGAUAUCUUGGCACUCUGCGAGCUCAUGCAGCCAGUCGCGUGCGGCCACGACCCCUUGGCACCACACCCACUUCUGGUGGCCUGGCGUGCCCGCACCGAGGAGGUACUGGGAGCCGACCUGCUGGCCGAGGUGAACGCGUGCAUCAUGGGAGCCCACGACAAGCUCAAGAACUAUUUGCACCCGCAAGGCGAAGGCACGUUGGCGGUGCCUCCGGCCAUCAAGUACCUGCAGAAGCUCACGAGAUGAGCGAGCGGCAAGUUGCCACGACGCUCAGCCCUGCCGUCCGCAAUGCUCACCAUCUUGCAUCAAUGCAAAACAUCCUGGGGAUGAGUUCUAGGCAUGUAACGAUUCAUUGAGUUGUCAUAAUGCGGCAUCACGAUUCGACAGCCGAUGCUUGUUUUUGCCUCCCUGGCCUUUUUGGGUUGUACAUGUGUUGUUCGUCACGAAGUCGGACGUCUCAAUCCAUGUGCUUGAGGUUUUUCAGGAACUGAACUGUGCUUCUCACUUUCUCAAUUAUAGUAUUGUCGGCUGCUGCUGCUGCCGGCAUUCUCAAUUAUUGGCAAUGUAAGCUCAGCUCUCUGAUGUAAUCCAAAUCACGUUGCGUUUUACAUUUGUUUUGUAUCGUUUGUAUUGUCUGCCUCAAAAAUUAUUUAGACCCACUUUUAUCAGGAACGUAAGAAUCAACUUCAAUCGAUAAAUCGUUACAUGGCUACCAAAAACACACCUUACUCCAUAUCAGUCACCAGGCUAUAUACUGUUGGGCUUUAAAAUGUAGAAAAUACUUAGUUAGAUGUGCUACAUCAUAGUUUGUGUAAAUCAUGUGAAAACAUGUAUUUCAGUAGUCCUUGAGCUACGUGUGUGUUAAAAUAAUGUUUAUUCACACUGGAACACAAGUUAUACUUUUAAAAAACGUGUUCGUCUUUUUCCAUGCUUAUAUCCUGACCAUGUUAUGAGAUGAAUAAUCCAUUGUUGAUGUCUCCCAGGGCAGUGAAACCCUUUAUGUUGAGAGAACAGCCCAUGGAAGUGGAUAUCACAGAUCGACCACUUAAAGAUCCCUUCAAGUGACCACUGGUCUACAGGGUAGAGGGCAGCACUCUGCCAGCCACUCUGCCACUGAGAGUAAUACGUCAGACAGCAGUAAAACAGAUUAAUUUUCAAUUUUCAGAGCUCGAAUUUAGUCAAACUGCGCGUAACCAAACUUUACGUGAUGGAAUUUUUGCGUAGGUGUUGGCAACCAGCAUAUGACUGUCAACUCGAUGCACGUGAGAACCUCGCUCCAUCACAAGUGGCUGCCUAGAUUCGACUACCAGAACUCAACGGUACCAGAUCAGGGUUCUAAUUGAUGAGCUACCGGUCCACCUCAGGAAAACUAUUUACACUCAACACGAUUACAGCAUCAUUUUUUGUAUCAUUAUUGUUCAUGUAGCACUGUGCACAAUAGCCCAUAACUGUGAAGGCCCAUGUAAUAAAGCUGUCAACGUUAUAGUAAUCUUUUAUUAUAUGAUGGAUUUCAUAAGUAUUAUAAUAAUUAGAAAUCCAAGUUCUUGUAA